CCCACCUCAACUCAGAUUAUUUCUUGAAAACUUCUUAAAUUCAAAUUCAAUCAAUAGACUAAUAAGCGCUUAUUUCAAGAAUGUAGAAACGAACGUAUCCUAUGAAGCGUUUGAAAUGUUUGUAAAUGGAAGACCAAAAUGUGUAAUUUAUCCUAAUAAGCAUGACAUUGGAAAGCUUGUUCAGAAAAUUCAGUAA
This is a messenger RNA of Funneliformis caledonium, 196 nucleotides long. The record is from the annotation of a GenBank genome assembly. Lineage: Eukaryota; Fungi; Glomeromycota; Glomeromycetes; Glomerales; Glomeraceae.